AUGGAUAGACUAAUAGGUGACAUAAUUGGGCAAGUACUGGGAGCGCUGGCUAGCGCUAUACUUACAGCCGCUCUAUCUUCGCCAAGUGCAUCAUCAAGGUCGACGUCAGUUAAAAGGGAGAAAACGGAUAAUUCAUCAAUAAAUAUUCCUUCGCUCACAAAAAGCCUACGUCCUCCUCCUCGAGCUGCGUUAGCAGCAUCAAGCGAUAAUGAGUUUGGAAGAGAAGUUGAGCGACUUGUAAAUAUCUCAUUUUCGACAAGUUUUUCAUUUCCAUCAAUGAUGAAAACAUAUUUGGAUGUUAUUAAUUUUAUUAAAACAGAACUGACAAAACGUUAUCCAACAGAAGAAUUUGUGAUUAUUAUUGGGAAACAUCCGUUCAAUUUUGAUAUUGAUUAUGCAUUAUAUAUGGCGGUCGUUAAACAAAAACAGUACAAAGUAUUGGUAUACUCAAUUAAACGGAAUUUAUCCUCGACAUCGAAAGUGGACACGCACGAUGCUGAUAGUGGAACACUGCUAGUGUGGAACAGUUGA
Molecule: messenger RNA, 531 nt
Organism: Didymodactylos carnosus
Lineage: Eukaryota; Metazoa; Rotifera; Eurotatoria; Philodinida; Philodinidae
Source: the annotation of a GenBank genome assembly